CGUCAGCUUCUCUUGGUUGGAAAGACAGGUGUCUGUGGGACCUCUCUGGAAUGGAAAAUGUGACCUCCUCCUCUCCAAAUUAUUAUCACUUUGAAAUUAAGGGGCUUUCAGGCAAAGAUAUGGGAGAAGUUCUUUGCCAGUAUGUACAACAAGGCAAACAAACAACAACGCUGGCAGCAACAACAAACAGAAGCAGAUACCCAAGCACAGCCUUCCUUCGGCUGCAGGCACUUUCCCUUUGGUGUAGUUCCAGUCACAGCUGGCAGGAAAGGGAGGCAAAUAAUGAAUAAAGCAAUUGCUACAGUAAUUGAAAUUAAGCUACACCAAGGAAUGCACUGGAGAGCUCAAGCACUGUAUGAUCAAUUCUGAAGAACUUAUUGCUGUGAGGGAGUCUCUGCAGUAGCCAAAUAGUGACUGGACAAUGUUGAAGUUGUUCAAAGAUAAAGAAGUGAUGAGAAAACACCCUAGUGAGGGAAGAGCCCUAGCCCUUAAGACCCUUUCAAAAUAUGCAAAUAUAUUAGACUGAGUUCCCCAAAAUACAGAGAUGGAAAUAUCUUCUUGGAACAGUUGAUCACCUCACCCACUGGGAGCCUUUGCUAUCUCAACUGCAACUACCUCCAAAGUGGCUAAGAUGCUAUUAGAACAAAUCAUUCCCAGAUAUGCAAGAACUGAAAGAAUGGACUCAGAUAUGAAAACAGAUCUGAACUUACUGCUUGAAUGCCUUAAAUAUCAGAUGGACUGCCCUCUGUCUCAGAAGGAGGCUUUGAUCACUAUCUAUUCCAUUUGCCAGCAAAACAGUGAAGCGAGCGAAUACUUGCGAGAAAUUGGUGGUUUGAUGUUUAUAAAUGACCUUGCCAAGUCCAGUGCUCAUUGCAUCGUGAAGGAAGCAGCUUUAUUUACACUGGGGAUUAUUAUAGAGAGUAAUGUGUAUUGUCAACAGACUUUGUGUACUUCUGCCCUGUUUGAAGACCUCAUUUUAUUUUUAAUUAAAAAGGAUUCUGGUGUGAACUUGAAAAGAAUCUAUGUCAUCUUAGCUCUGGUGUCAAAUAAUAAAAAUGGGCAAAGCUGUGUCAGAGACACAGGCUGCAUCAGCCUGCUGCUGCAGUUGUUCAGAACAACUCUCUGCAUGUCUGAGAAGAAUGUGUCAGAUGAAAACUCUGAUCCCUGCUAUCAGCUCUGGUGCUCAGUGUGCAGCACUCUCUGUGCCUGUGUCAACAACCCCCAGAACGAAGAUAAUCAAAACAUUUGCUGUUCAGUUUUUCCCCAUGCCAAAGAGUGGCUGGAGAGUUGCACAGAGCCUGAGAUAGUUCGUCCCAUUUGUUCAUUUCUUGGUCUCACAGUUGCAAAUAACUCAUAUGUGCAGAAGUAUUUUGCUUCUAUUGGAGGAUUGGAUACAUUAGCCAAAGUUCUCCUUGAGCUUAUGCAUGAUUCUUGUUUGAGUCACUCCAGCGUGAAACUUGCCGUGGUAGUAGCAAAGACCCUGGAUGCCUGUAUUGCUAAUAACUCUGCCAUGGGUGUUGUCUUGGCAAAGUAUCACACUGUGUCAGAGCUGCUGAAGCUGCUGUCCAAUGAGACACUGAGCACAGGAGAACAAAUCAGUAUUAUUCUAACAAUUGGACACUGCACUGAAGUUUGUGAAGAGAACCAGUGUGAGCUGCUUCAGAACAAUGGUCUGCCACUUAUGAUUCAGGUAUUGACAGAAUCUCAGGACGAGGAACUCAUCAAAGCUGCUACUUUUGUGCUGCAGAACUGCAAACAAAUGACUGAACAGUUGUCUCUGAAAUUAUAUGAUAACUCAUUAAAUGUGAACAAUGCAGAAGAAUUGGAUGUGCAAGUCAGAAAUAGAUGUCUGCAAGACUACUGGAAGAAAGCAAAAGAAAUUUUACACAGAAUAAACUCAAUUGAAAAACAGCACAAUGAGGUUGGUCUGUUUACCAAAAUGUAUAAAACUAAUCACACCUUUCCAGAGUUUAAGGAGAAAGUGAAAGUAAAUCCUUGA
Molecule: messenger RNA, 1999 nt
Organism: Melospiza georgiana
Lineage: Eukaryota; Metazoa; Chordata; Aves; Passeriformes; Passerellidae
Product: telomere repeats-binding bouquet formation protein 1-like
Biological process (GO): meiotic attachment of telomere to nuclear envelope; homologous chromosome pairing at meiosis
Source: RefSeq, a predicted model, not a curated record